Molecule: messenger RNA, 2923 nt
Organism: Vespa velutina
Lineage: Eukaryota; Metazoa; Arthropoda; Insecta; Hymenoptera; Vespidae
Gene: Dnaaf5
Product: dynein axonemal assembly factor 5
Exons: 7
Coding region: 186-2720 (844 amino acids)
Biological process (GO): inner dynein arm assembly; outer dynein arm assembly; cilium movement
Cellular component (GO): cytoplasm
Molecular function (GO): dynein intermediate chain binding
Source: RefSeq, a predicted model, not a curated record
GAGAGAGAGAAAUCAGAAGUUCAAUAUGCAUGUUCGUAACCAUGGCAAUAACUACUUUAUAUGAGAUUGUAUUUGUGUUCCUCGUUUGAUAUUUUUUCAAUCAUAGUUUAAAGGUGAAUUUUAACAAGAGUACCGAAUUAAAAACUAAUAAUAAUAUUAAAAAUAAAAGGAUAGUAUUAAAAGAAAUGUCAUUGGAAACUGAAGCUGGUUUAAAUAGAAUUUGCUUGUCAUUACAAGCUGAGAAUAAAGAAAGAAGAAAGAAUGCUUUAAACGAAAUCAUAAAGACAAUAUUGGAUAGACAAGAAAUAUUGGAUACUGAUGCUUUAUCACAAAUAUGGGAGAAUUUAAGUAGACCAUUGAUAAGAUUAUUAAAUGACCAAGCAGAAGUUUGUCGAGAUCGUGCUGUAGAAAUAUUAAAUAAAUUUUUGAAUAUGUUGCCUUCGCAUGAUAAGCAUAUUAUCUAUGUGAUUCCGGUGUUGUCAAGACGUUUAAGUCCGGAAGAAUAUAUAGAACCGUCAGAGGAAGUAAGGCUAAAAUGUAUUGCUCUCUUAAAAGUUAUUAUUUUAAAAUAUAAGGACCAUAUAUCUGUAUAUAUGGAUGAAAUAAUAGGAAUUCUUGCAAGAACUGUUAGGGAUAAUUAUCCCAAUGCUAAAAGAGAAAGUUGCGAGUGCAUAUCAGAAUUAGGAAAAACUGUAUCUAAGCAUUUUUAUACCUAUUCUGAAACUCUUAUAAAACCAAUUUUAAGUAAUUUUAGUCAUCAACAUUAUAGAGUCAGAGUAGCUUCUGUUAAAACGAUAGGCGAUGUGAUUCAAUAUGGUAAUAGCAAAUCUAUGGAAGAAGUUGCAACGCCCUUAGCUGAAAGACUGUUUGAUCAAAGCGGAAUCGUUAGAGCAGCUGUUGUCGAAGUGGCAGGACAUUGGCUUGUUGAAUUAAGAGAUAGAUACAGUUGGUGGCACAAAAUUCUUCCACUUAUUUUAACGGGUCUUCAUGAUGAAAUAGAAACAAUACGUAUUACAGCAGCAAAAAUGUGGGAUGAAGCGGGUCAAUUAUAUAUGAAAGAAAAUCAAAAUGAUGAAAAAUUUAAAGAUAAAAUGGACUUUCUCAUAGAGGAACCUAAACAUUAUCCACCUAAUAUUAUUAGACCAAACUUAGGAUGUCGUACUAUUGCUCGAGAAAAUUUAUGUAAACUUAUAAAUGGAAUAACACGGGAACUUUCCGAUUGGAUGGCUGAUAUAAGAGUUCGUUCUGCACAAUUACUUUGCGUCUUAAUACUAAAUGUAGAACAAUAUGUAACUCAACAUAUAGAAAAAUUAUUACCUGCGAUAUAUAGUGCUUGUAAUGAUGAAGAUAAAAGAGUUGUGGAGAAUAUAGAAAUUGCAGCAAAAUAUUUAGGGUACUUUGUACCACCACAAGUCUAUUGCCAUUUAGCAUUGCCGACAUUGGAAAACUCACCUACGGCAGGUCAUUUAAGAGCAUUUUCCGCCAUCAUAAGGUGUACUGAAAAAAGUAUUCUUCUACCUCAUAUAGAAAAAAUCAGCAAUUUUUUACAACAGCCACAUAUUUGUCGCAGCAAGAAAAGUAUUUAUCAGCAACAACUUUUAUCUUGCUGUAAUUCCCUUAUAACAGUAUGCAACGAGGAAUGUGCCCUUAUUUCCCAGAAUAUAUUUACCGUCAUAUUUACUAGUUUGGCUAUGAGUACCGAACAGUUUAUUCACAAAGAAGCAGAUCGAUUACUUGGUGUGCUUGCAAGUAUAGAAUCGUUAAAUGAUACUGAAGAUUUAUUACUGCAUCGUAUGAAAGUAAUGCUAAUGUCAAUUUGUGAUAACUGUGAUUCAUGGACAGUUCAUAGUCCAGAACAUCAAAUAUUUCAAACGUGUUUAAUACGUGCUUCGAUCGCUGCUGCUUACUGUAUGAAUAUUGUACUACCAAUACUACAGGAUAUUAUGAGCAAAAAUACGGAUAUGGAAUUGAGAUUGUUAUAUUUGAUAUUACUAUCUGAAUACUUGUUAUGCAAUAAGCAAUCGCUUCGAUGCAUUGUUGAUUUUCAUGAAUUUGUAAAUCAAAUUUUAGAAAUAUGCAUUAUCCCUAAUCUUAUUUGGUCAGCAGGUAGAAUAUCUGAAGCUUUACGUACAGCUUCCAUUUCAUGCUUAUGUGCUCUUCUACAAAAUGACAUCCUUUCCACGCAUAUUAAGGAUUCUAUUACAAUUGUAAAGGAGGAAAUUAACAAAACGAGCGAAUCUAAUAUCACAAUAUUUUCUACUGUAGAAAACUAUUUAUCUGUUUUCGAAAGGAUUAUUCCUAUUUUGAUUACGCUUGUUGAUGAUAAUGCGAGAAAAACUAGGCUUUAUUCUUUGCGUGCUAUUUGUUUUAUGAUGUCAAUUGGACAUAAGUUGUCCUGCAUAACAGAAGAUCAUAUUCAUAGAGUACAUGCAAUUGUAUUGAAAAGAUUAGAUGAUGGUUGUGAUGAUAUAAGAUGGGCAGCUCUAGAGGCCCUUGUAGAAAUAUGGUCUACUAUUCCUAAAGAUUACAAUCUAAUGUCUUGCAAAAGUUAUAUUGAUGUUCUAUAUACAACGGUAUUGAUACAUCUAGACGAUCCAGAGUCAAAGUUUCAAGAUUUUGUAUUAGACGUAUUGAUGCAGUUGGCAAAAAUUUAUCCCGAAUUGUUGGUUGAAAAGUUAAAAAAUUGUCAAACAAAUUUUAGAAAUCAAACUGAAACAUAACCUCUUUCUAAAAGACAACAGGAAGUACCCGCCCUCCUGUUGCCGCCAUGUUGUUCGCAUCUUCCGCUUGCCAAAGCCCAAAGCUCGCGAGAAGAGGGGCAGAACAAAUAAGAUUAAUAUUCGUGGCUAAUACGAAAUAGCCUUUUUUUUGGAAACAAAUCAAUCCAUAGUGCUUUUCAUUUGUUAAAAAAUCAAAUUAUUCG